AUGGAAGAAGAAGUCGCAGCCCUCGUCAUUGACAAUGGUUCCGGAAUGUGCAAGGCCGGUUUCGCUGGUGAUGAUGCUCCGCGUGCCGUUUUCCCGUCCAUUGUUGGUCGUCCUCGUCACCAUGGUAUCAUGAUUGGUAUGGGUCAGAAGGACUCAUAUGUUGGAGAUGAGGCACAGUCCAAGCGUGGUAUCCUCACCCUGAGAUACCCAAUUGAGCACGGUGUUGUCACCAACUGGGAUGACAUGGAGAAGAUCUGGCAUCACACUUUCUACAAUGAGCUUCGUGUGGCUCCAGAAGAGCACCCAGUUCUCCUCACUGAGGCUCCUAUCAACCCGAAGUCCAACAGAGAGAAGAUGACUCAGAUCGUUUUCGAGACAUUCAACGCCCCCGCCUUUUACGUCUCCAUCCAAGCCGUUCUCUCCCUUUACGCUUCCGGUCGUACCACUGGUAUCGUGCUUGAUUCCGGUGAUGGAGUUACCCACGUCGUCCCAAUUUACGAAGGUUUCUCUCUUCCUCACGCCAUUGCUCGUGUUGAUAUGGCUGGUCGUGAUUUGACCGACUACCUCAUGAAGAUCUUGGCUGAACGCGGUUACACUUUCUCCACCACUGCCGAGCGAGAAAUCGUCCGUGACAUCAAGGAGAAGCUCUGUUACGUUGCUCUUGACUUUGAGCAAGAAAUCCAGACUGCCAGCCAGUCUUCCAGCUUGGAGAAGUCAUAUGAGCUUCCUGAUGGACAGGUCAUCACUAUUGGUAACGAGCGUUUCCGUGCUCCUGAAGCGCUGUUCCAGCCAUCUGUCUUGGGUCUUGAGAGCGGUGGUAUCCACGUCACAACCUUCAACUCCAUCAUGAAGUGUGAUGUCGAUGUCCGUAAGGAUCUGUAUGGUAACAUUGUCAUGUCUGGUGGAACCACCAUGUACCCAGGUAUCUCCGACCGUAUGCAAAAGGAAAUCACCGCCCUUGCACCAUCAUCCAUGAAGGUCAAGAUCAUUGCACCACCCGAGCGAAAGUACUCCGUCUGGAUCGGUGGUUCCAUUCUCGCAUCCCUCUCUACCUUCCAGCAAAUGUGGAUCUCAAAGCAAGAGUACGACGAGAGUGGACCUUCCAUCGUCCACCGCAAGUGCUUCUAA
Messenger RNA from Lachnellula hyalina, 1128 nucleotides. It is a transcript of the gene actA, whose product is annotated as actin. The transcript has 6 exons. The record is from RefSeq and is a predicted model, not a curated record. Bases 1 to 1128 code for a protein of 375 amino acids. Lineage: Eukaryota; Fungi; Ascomycota; Leotiomycetes; Helotiales; Lachnaceae.